Messenger RNA from Myotis davidii, 4085 nucleotides. It is a transcript of the gene ADGRG6, whose product is annotated as adhesion G protein-coupled receptor G6. NCBI's taxonomy places the organism in Eukaryota, Metazoa, Chordata, Mammalia, Chiroptera, Vespertilionidae. The coding region runs from base 75 to 3827 and encodes 1250 amino acids. Gene Ontology annotation, biological process: heart trabecula formation; adenylate cyclase-activating G protein-coupled receptor signaling pathway; cell surface receptor signaling pathway. Gene Ontology annotation, cellular component: membrane. Gene Ontology annotation, molecular function: G protein-coupled receptor activity; laminin binding. The transcript has 26 exons. The record is from RefSeq and is a predicted model, not a curated record.
GGAGCGGGGAAGCCGGGGGGAGACCCGGAGGAUGACCGCGCGGCCCCUGGGGACACCAGCGCAGUGAUGCCGACAUGAUGUUUCGCUCAGGUCAAAUGUGGAGCUGUCCCUGGAAAUGGAAGCCAAGUUCCCUUUUGUUCUUAUUUGCUUUAUCUAUUGUCUGUGUUCCUCACUCAGUGUGGGGAUGUGCCAACUGCAGGCUUGUGCUAUCCAACCCUUCUGGGACCUUUACUUCUCCAUGCUACCCUAACGACUACCCUAACGCCCAGUAUUGCAUGUGGACCCUCCGAGCUCCUGCUGGCUAUAUCAUUCAGAUCAUGUUUAAUGACUUCGACAUUGAAGAAGCGCCCAAUUGCAUUUAUGACUCAUUAUCCCUUGAUAAUGGAGAGAGCCAGAAGAAAUUUUGUGGAGCAACUGCCAAAGGCCUAUCGUUCAACUCAAGUGCAAAUGAGAUGCUUGUGUCCUUUUCAAGUGACUUUAGCAUCCAGAAGAAAGGUUUCAAUGCCAGCUACAUCAGAGUCGCUGUGUCCUUAAGGAAUCAAAAGGUCAUUUUACCCCCGAAACCAGAUGUGUACCAGGUGUCUGUUGCAAAAAGUGUCUCUAUUCCGGAGCUCAGUGCUUUUACACUCUGUUUUGAAGCAACUAGAAUUGGCAAGGAAGACAGUGAAUGGAUGGCUUUCUCCUACUCAAAUGCAUCCUUCACACAAUUACUCAGUUUUGGAAAGGACAAGAGUGGCUACUUUCUAGCUAUAGCUGGCUCAAAAUGUUUACUAAGCAGUGUGUUUCCCAUGAAGGAUAAAGAAGACGUUUUCACAGAAAGCUUUGAGCAGUUCUGCAUUGUUUGGAAUAAUUCUUUUGGUUAUAUUGGUGUAACUUUCAGAAGAUGGCACAAUAUAGUUCCAUGCAAUGCUAGCAUUAAUAAAGUUAUUUCUGGGAAUGGGAAAUUGUUGUUGGGCUCCAAUCAAAAUGGAAUUGCCUCUCUAAAAGCAGACAUUUAUAACUUUCGACUUUGGAAUUUUUCCAUGAGUUCCCAAAUCCUCUUCAACCUCAGCUGUAAUGUGAAAGGGAAUGUGGUCGACUGGCAAAACGACUUUUGGAAUAUCCCAACCCUUGCUCUGAAAGCUGAAAGUAACCUAAGCUGUGGUUCCUACCUGGUCCCGCUCCCAGCAGCAGAACUAGCCAACUGUGCCGAUUUGGGGACCCUCUGCCAAGCUACUGUAAGCUCUCCUAGUACUACACCACCUACUGUCACCACUAACAUGCCUGUUACUAAUAGAAUCGAUAAGCAAAGGAAUGAUGGAAUUAUCUAUAGAAUUUCCAUAGUGAUUCAAAACAUCCUUCAUCACCCUGAGGUAAAAGUACAGAACAAGGUGGCAGAAUGGCUUAAUUCAACCUUUCAGAAUUGGAACUAUACUGUUUACGUGGUUAAUAUCAGUUUACACCUGACCUCAGGAGAAGACAAGAUUAAAGUCAAGCGAAGCAUUGGGACUGAUCAAAGGUUGGCGAUUUGGGCCCUUCUGGUUUACAAUGCUACCAACAAUCUGAAUUUAGAAGGAAAAGUCAUUCAGCAGAAGCUCUUAAAAAAUAAUGAGUCCCUGGAUGAGGGCUUGAGGCUAUAUACAGUGAGUGUGAGGCAAGUGGGCACAUGUCCUGCGGAGGAGAAACCCAAAGGCUUUUACUGGCCAGUUAUCCUACCUUCUGAAUACAGGCACCGUUGUCCAGGGAAGCCGGGAUUUUAUGCUUCACGGACCUGUUAUCGUGACCUUUCCAACACAUCUUUAAUCUACUGGGGGGAUCCUGAUAUUUCCAAUUGUUCAAGGGAAGCAAAUGAAGUUGCCAAUCAGAUUUUAAAUUUAACUGGUGAUGGACAGACCUUAAACUCGGCCAAUAUUACCAACAUUGUAGAACAGGUCAAAAAACUUGUGAAUAAAGAAGAAAAUAUUGAUAUAACUCUUGGCUCAACUAUAAUGAAUAUAUUUUCUAAUAUCUUAACCAGUUCAGACAGUGACUUGAUUGAGUCAUCUUCUGAAGCUUUAAAAACAAUUGAUGAAUUGGCUUUCAAGAUAGACCUAAACAGCACACCACAUGUGAAUAUUACAACUCGGAAUUUGGCUCUUGGAAUAUCAUCCCUAUCUCCAGGGACUAGUGAAGCUUUAAAUUUUAGCAUCAGCCUUCCAAAAAAUAAUGAGUCAUAUUUUCAGAUGGAUUUUGAGAGCAGACAUAUGGAUCCAUUGGCUUCUGUAAUUUUGCCUCUAAACUUACUUGAGAACUUAAGUCAAGAAAAUUCUGUAUUAGUUAAAAGAGCACAGUUUACUUUCUUCAAUAAAACUGGACUUUUUCAGGAUGUAGAGACCAAGAAAGGCACCUUAGUGAGUUAUGUGAUGGCAUGCAGUAUUGGAAACAUCACCGUCCAGAACCUGAAGGAUCCAGUUCAAAUUAAAAUCAAACACACACGAAACCAGGCAGUGCCUAAUCCCAUCUGUGCCUUCUGGGAUCUGAACAAGAAUGAAGGGUCUGGAUUUUGGAACACGUCGGGAUGUGUUGCUCACACAGAUUCAGAUGCGAGCGAGACGAUCUGCCUGUGUAACCACCUCACACACUUUGGAGUUCUGAUGGACCUUCAAGGAACUGCCUCACAGAUAGAUGCAAGAAACACUAGAAUUCUCACCUUCAUCACCUAUAUUGGAUGUGGAAUAUCUGCUAUUUUUUCAGCAGCAACUCUCCUGACAUAUGUUGCUUUCGAAAAAUUGCGGAGAGAUUAUCCCUCCAAGAUCUUGAUGAACCUGAGCACCGCGCUGCUGCUGCUGCACCUCAGCUUUCUCCUGGACGGCUGGAUCACCUCCUUCCACGUGGGGGGGCUCUGCACCGCCAUCGCGGCGCUGCUGCACUUCUUCCUGCUCGCCACCUUCACCUGGAUGGGGCUGGAAGCCAUCCACAUGUACAUUGCUCUGGUGAAAGUAUUUAACACUUACAUUCGCCGGUACAUCCUGAAAUUCUGCAUCAUUGGCUGGGGUUUACCUGCCUUCAUUGUGUCAGUUGUUCUAGCAAGCAGAAGCCAAAGUGAAGUUUAUGGGGAAAAGAGUUAUGGAAAUGAACAAGGUGAUGAAUUCUGUUGGAUUCAGGAUCCAGUGGUAUUUUACGUGACCUGUGCUGGGUAUUUUGGAAUCAUGUUUUUACUGAAUGUCGCCAUGUUCAUCGUGGUAAUGGUGCAGAUCUGCGGAAGGAACGGCAAAAGGAGCAACCGGACCCUGCGGGAAGAGGUCUUACGGAACCUGCGCAGUGUGGUCAGCCUGACAUUUCUGCUGGGCAUGACAUGGGGUUUUGCCUUCUUUGCUUGGGGACCCUUAUAUAUCCCUUUCACGUACCUCUUCUCCAUCUUCAAUUCAUUACAAGGCUUAUUUAUAUUUAUUUUCCACUGUGCUAUGAAGGAGAACGUUCAGAAACAGUGGAGGCGGCAUCUCUGCUGUGGUAGAUUUCGGUUAGCAGACAACUCAGACUGGAGUAAGACAGCUACCAAUACCAUCAAGAAAAGUUCUGAUAAUCUAGGGAAAUCGUUGUCCUCAAGCUCCAUUGGUUCCAACUCAACCUAUCUUACAUCCAAAUCGAAAUGCAGCUCUACCACCUACUUCAAAAGGAACAGUCACACAGACAAUGCUUCCAUGGACAAGUCCUCAUCAAAACUGACCCAUGCUGAUGGAGAACAAACAUCAAUCAUCCCUGUCCAUCAGGUCAUUGAUAAGGUCAAGGGUUAUUGCAAUCCUCAUUCAGAUAACUUCUAUAAAAACAUUAUCAUGUCAGACACCUUCAGCCACAGCACAAAGUUUUAAUGUCUUUAAUAUAUGAAAGAAAUGUGAUCUGCAAGCAGUGAACACUGUGACUAGCAGAUGUAAAUGUGCCGUUACCUAGGUAACUCCAUAUCUAUGAGGAAUGUAUUUUGUUAAAAAUGCUUUUAUGAAAUUCAAAAUUUGUCUUUUCAGUGUAUUUCUUCCAUGGGGAAGUUUCCAUCAUCACUAAAACUUCAGUACUGAGAGCAACAGUAUUCAGUAGCCACAGGAAAAAUGAAUUUUUAAAAUAUAAAAUUGAAU